UUAAUCUGCAUUGCCCCCUUUCCCAGGGAUUAAUUACACAGAUGUUCCACAUAUACAUACACCAUAUCACAACACAACAUGGCCUGAUGCAGACAAGCCCACUAUUGUGACAGCCAAACAGAACUCAACAAAACAAUCCAAUCCUCUGUUCCGAGUAGUUACUAGUGAGCCCACACAGCUCUUCCUCUUGUGUGCCUUGUUCGCCUUGCUCAGUUGAAUUGGAGCACUCUGUGCCACCUCUUUUCUCUGCAUUAUCCUCUGAGGACCCACCAGAGCUCUGAGCUGAAACUUAAGAAGAUGAAGUCUCAGAGAAGACAUGCUAUAUAAUGUACGGUAAUUCACAGUAUCUUCCUUUGGUACAUGUGAUGGAGAACCAUGUAGAAUGGAGGUCAAGUAGGGAAAUGGAGUUCACCAGGCUAAGCACUUCAACUGGAAAUAACAAUGCAGAUGGAGAGUGGCAUCUGGUGACAGCCCCUCGUGCAGUGCUUCAGUGUGAAAGAGCAAUGAAAAGAGAGGGUCAGCAGGAUCAGCUGGAGAGGGAGUUCUACAACAGCCUGCCAAGAGCACAUUUUAUGCGUCCUGGCUAUUUUCGCACCGCAACAGAGCCAAGUGCAUUCUCCCCCUACAGACAUGAUCUCCGCUUCCAGGGCAAAGGGCUGCAGGAUCAGAGCCCUAGAGACAGUGGGAGUUAUGCGUGUAUCCCCCCAUCCUCAAAACCACACCCACUGGCACAGCCUGGCUUUUACAGUCCCAAGAUUCCUCGCUCUAAACAUUGUGAGCCUGCUUUGUCCACAACGAAGACUUUAAAAGGGUGUUCCCCAAAUAAAAACAUGAAGGAAUUUUAUUCUCACUCUCUGCCUCUGCCCCACUCCAAGACAGCUGUUCUCAAACAAAGUGGACUGUGCAGCAAACCACAAGGAAUCAAGACUUCAGUGGUGGAAAAGCCUCGUUUGAUGAGGGCGGUCAUUUCACAAAUAUCUCCAGAUUCAAACCAACUGGUCCAGCAGCAGUACAACAAACAGUUUCAGCAUAUCAAGAAAGAGGAUAUCCAGAACAAAUGCUUCUCCAGCCAGCAUCAGUCAUCACUAAACCUACUCAGUACUGAAGCUUCCAGGAAAGAUGAAUUUAUCUGGAAUCAUGGUCAACCACAGUCCAACCAACUGCAGAGCACACGACACCAAAGUUCCUUCAGACUGCCGAAAUGUGCCCAGGAUUCACGUGAGAUCAACACCAGCUAUAUGCUUCCACAGACCCAAUCAGUGGACCAGACUGACAUGCAUCUGAAUUUACAGUCUUCAUGUUUCUGUAAGUUAAGACUGUAUAAUGGCAACUGCAUUCAUAACACUCAGGAUAGUGUCGACUAUUGUUUGCACAGCAACAUGCCACAGCCCAUUAAUGACCUAAAGGACCCAAGGAAGAAGAAGCAUGACUCCAAAGACAGAAAAGACGGCAAUGAUGUCGGAAACAAUGUUUCUAGCAAUAUAAGCCAUGUGGACAUGAACUCAAGAAACGUGUUUGGUCAGCCCCGUGUGAUUGCCACACUUCGCGCAUCAUGCUCCCCACGACUGGCUCGGAAAAGCACUAUAGUGGAGGACCUGAAAAAACUCAUUGUGAUGGAUGACAUAACUGACAACUCUCACUGUGGCUCGCCCUGUCUUCAGCAAACACGAACAAACAGCAGCCUUACUGAGUACAUACAGGAUUCAGCAUCAUCAAGCCCUCUCCUCAGCAGGCAUGUUGUCUCCAGGCCCAGCCACCUCUCUCUGCAGUCUAGUCCCACAGUGUGUCAGCCGAUGUCUGCUAAGUCUGCAGAAUGGGACAGAGACCUUCAGUUUGACCAUGGACUUCUGCCUCUGCCAAAUACAGAUCAUGACCUUGAUUGGAACAGCUUGGUCAAUGCUGCCGAGGCUUAUGAGAUGCAGAGGAUGGAAGGUUUCCUGUCUGCUGAACCCCACAACAUGCUCUCAGGCACGAGUCCUGUAUCGCACAGUCCAGCUUACAGUGGCCAAAACGUUCCUCAUGUUAGUCCCUCUGUUAGUGGAGACACAGAUAAUGAUGUUUUCAUUGACCUUCCUGACCAAAUCUCCCACCUAGAAGCAGUGCUGAGAAGACUGAGCAGAGAUCUUUUGAAGGAGAAGAAGGACAAGGUGGCUCUGCUGGCUGAGGUGCUGAAACUUCGCAUGAGCAACCAGCACCUGAAAGAAGAGUCCUGGUCUGCUAAUGCACAGCUACACAAAAUCUGCCAAAUAUUUAACAUAAGUAUGUAUGGAGUAGGAGAGGAAAGAAAAUAGAAGGAUAUGUGAAAUA
Molecule: messenger RNA, 2307 nt
Organism: Colossoma macropomum (tambaqui)
Lineage: Eukaryota; Metazoa; Chordata; Actinopteri; Characiformes; Serrasalmidae
Exons: 11
Coding region: 327-2291 (654 amino acids)
Source: RefSeq, a predicted model, not a curated record